Messenger RNA from Chrysoperla carnea, 1512 nucleotides. Its product is annotated as UDP-glycosyltransferase UGT5-like. The transcript has 6 exons. The annotation marks the transcript as partial. The record is from RefSeq and is a predicted model, not a curated record. Lineage: Eukaryota; Metazoa; Arthropoda; Insecta; Neuroptera; Chrysopidae. Gene Ontology annotation, molecular function: UDP-glycosyltransferase activity.
AUAUUAAAUAAUUCAGAAUGUGCUCGAAUAUUAUUCUUUUUGCCAAUACCAUCAUUAAGUCAUCAUAUUUUCUAUCGACCAAUUAUAAAAGAAUUAUCUUUAAGAGGACAUCAAGUAACUUGUAUUACCACAGAUCCAAUCAAUAAUAAAACGCUAACAAAUUUAACAGAAAUUAAUAUUCAUGAUGUUGCUUAUCAAUCGGUAAAUAUUCCAAAACAAUUUUUACAACAACAAACCGAUCGAAUUAUAAUCGAUUUACAUAAUUUCGGUUUAAUGAUAUAUAAAUUAAUGGAUGCUGUUUUAAAUGAUACAAAAAUACAACAAUUAAUCCAUAAUGAAACAGAACAUUAUGAUUUGUUAAUUGUUGAAAUGUUACGAAAUGUGGCGGGCUAUGCAUUUAAGGAACGAUUUAAUUGCCCAAUGAUUGGUUUGGCAUCGUUAAAAAUGGGUGUAAAUGGUAUGGAUUGUGUGGGCAAUCCUCCUGAUCCAAAUAUUUAUCUAGAUUUUAAUCAUAAAGCCGGUCCAAAUUUAACAUUUUUUCAACGUUUGUAUAAUUUCUGGAAGCUAUGGGUUUUACGUUAUAUACAUUCAUAUGAAAUUCUGACAAUGCAAAAUCAAUUAGUAAAAAAAUAUUUUGGUCAAAACUAUUCAGAUUUAAGUGAUUUAGAAAAAUCAAUGGACUUAUUAUUAACAAAUUCAAAUCCAAUAUUUCAUAUGGCACAGCCUCAUGUACCAAAUUUUAUUGAAAUUGGUGGAUUACAUCAAAGAGUCCGACACUCUUUACCCCAAGACUUAAAAGAAUUUUUAGAUAACUCCAAACAAGGUGUAAUUUAUUUUAGUUUAGGUUCAAAUGUUAAAAGUGAAUCUUUGCCAAAAUCUAAACGGGAUGAGAUUUUAAAAGCUUUUGAAAAAUUACCAUAUAACAUUUUAUGGAAAUGGGAAAAUAGUACUUUGAUCGAUAAACCGAAAAAUGUGUACAUAAAACAAUGGUUACCGCAACAAGAUGUACUAGAUCAUCCAAAUGUAAAGGUAUUUGUAACGCAAGGUGGUAUACAAUCUGUGGAAGAAGCAAUUAGUAGUAAAGUACCAAUGAUUUGUAUUCCAUUUGCUGUUGAUCAAAUAUUUAAUGCUGAUCGAAUUGCGGAAUUAGGUAUAGGACGUAAAAUGUUAUUUGAUGACAUCACAACUGAUUUCAUGAUUGAAAUAAUCGUUGAUGUGGCACAAAAUAUAAGUUACAAAAAUAAUAUAAUAAAAGUGGCAAGUCAAAUUUGGGACCAAGUAACAAAGCCUUUGGAUCGUGCGGUUUGGUGGAUUGAGUAUGUGAUACGACAUGGUGGCGCUAAACAUUUACGUUGCCCAGCAACGGAUCUAUCAUGGUUUCAGUAUUAUUUGUUCGAUGUAGUUGGAUUCAUCCUAUUAAUAAUUAUUCUAUUAAUUAAUAAAGCUUCUGUUCGAAGACUAGUUUUGGAAAAAUCUGUGAAAACAUAUCUUGCAUCUACCGUUUUCCCAUAA